GGCAGGUAUCUGGAUAUGCAGGUAUGCCGGUGACUCAGCCGCCCUCUCUCCAUCUACCUAGUACCUAUCUACAUGCAGUGUUGGUUGUGGCUCAUCUGCAUACCUAUCAGACAAUGCCACCUCCGCAUCAAAGUCCAACAUGUAGAUUUAGAUAGGAGGGCGGAUCUAGAUUGGUUACACUGCCUGCCUUGCCGACGUUGUCAUAUGUCAUACCUACUAACUAGGUCUCUAUAUAUUGCUUCAAGUCUCUUCAGACAUCCGGUAUGUUCUUGCUAACCACCUCGUCCUUGUUACUUACCUCUUCACCCUAAGGCCGGUCUUAUUCCCAUCUACUUACUUCAGAUUUUCAUUUACUUACACUUCCCCAGUUAGUUUCUUUAUCCCCUACCUAACUCAUCAUGGCUAAACCAAGAGGUCGCGGCGGCAAACGGGCUGCGCAAAACCAACGCCAUACUUACCGAGAGAAUGACCCAGCCAUGCUCGCAGCUCAAAAAGAAGCAGAAAGACGUGAGAGAAUCUUGGCUGACCGUUAUCGUACGGAAGCCAAAUGGCGGCCCAAGAUUCCCGAAGUUCGCAAGGUCAACUUCGAGAACUUCAAGAAUCGUUUCCAUGACCCGUCCGAGCCUGAGUAUGCAAUCGAUGUUCUCAUAGAUGGCGCCAACUUGCAAGCCCAGAUUCGACGUGAACAGGCCGCUCGACGCAAAGCCGAGAUUGCUCGUAUCCGACAGAGAUACCUGAUUGCUUCCGGGGUUGCGAGGGAGCAAGUCUAUGCCCCUCCGUAUAAGAAGGAAACCCAGGAGAAGGUCAAGAGGGACAAGCGAGCUGAGACCUCCCAGGGAACCGACACUGACAUUCAACGCAUUCGCAUCCAGUCUCAGCCUAUCCUGGGGCAUCUCACAACUCUUCUCAAGGACACCGAGCAGCGCUCGACUCCUCGUACCUUUGUGAGGCCUUUCAAGGCUCUCGUCUACUUCCAGCCCAAGAUGAAGGAGAUUCUCGCCACUCUAGAGGAGAAGUGGGCUGACUACGAGGAGAUUGACGAGUUUGGAUCGGAGAAAGUGACAGAUACCCCUGAAGAAGUGGAAAUCAUCGAGAGAGCAGACACCAAAGACAAAGAUGCUGACUCCCAGGACGACGAUGAUGAGAGCGACACCGAGUCGCUCCUAUCGGUUGACUCCAAUGCCGAGGACUUAGAUGGCAUCAUGGAUAGCCCUGAAGCUCUCAAGGACAUGCGAUGCUACGUCAACUUCAUCGACAAGGAAGUCAUGCCUUUGUAUUCGCGUUUCCAAGGAAACGAUACGAACAAAGUGAAGUUUGACGACUUGUGGUCUCUCUUCCGAGUCGGAGAUCUCAUUCACAUGCCGGCUGCUGGGGAAACCGCAGGCCGUUACCACGAGGUUUGGCGCAUUUACCGAGUCGAGGUUCCAGAGCCGGAGGUGUCAUUCCCCUCGAAAUUGGGUUGGGAAUUUUUCGCGGAUGAGUUGCAGCAAGACAAGAAGGCUAAGUUUACAAUUUUCGCCUACUACAUUGAUCACGAUGGCAACUCAUUUGGGGCCGUGCGACACAAGUUCGAGCUCGACUCCUUCCCCGGCGAACGGCUUAUCGAGUCUCUCGAAGUUUUCCCCAUUCGCUAUCGACAGGAGCACGAACAAUUCUUGGAAUCGCUCAAGAAGCAAGGCCAGUAUUUCCAGAAGCUCCUCUCAGACCGUCACAAGUCAUACAACGCCUGGACCCUGACGAGAAACCCGCCCUUCGACACUACGGAAGUUGAUGAGGAGAUUUUGCACAACGAAAACAGGGACAAGAUGCGGCACCCCGAGUUUGUGGAAAGUGACGUGAUCGUCGACCUGGCGGAAGCGUACCAGAAGAACCCAGACUGGCGGCCCAGGUUCCACAAGCUGACAGUGACCAAGAACAUCCGAUGCGAGGCCGAAGACGACGACAUGAACAUCCAGCAGUGGCAGGACGGAUCGCGACAAAACCUCGUGUACGCGCAGCGAGAGAUCGUGCAGAAGGAAGACGGCGUGGAGAUGUGGCAGCGCCGGGAGAACCUCAACGUCGACGUGUUCCUGCGCCAGCGCACCAAGGAAACACGCACCUACGACCCGGCGUCGAAGGUCCCCGAGCUCCGCGACGAAGACUUCGUGCUGCUCCCCAAGCGCAUGUUCGCGUACGCCCUGCGCGAGCGCCGCUUCGUGCCCGUGAACACGCACUUCCUGCGGCCCAUCCGCCGCGAGCAGGGCGUCUUCGAGAACCUGAAGAUCCUGAAGGACUACAAGGACAUCGUGCGCGGCCUCGUCGCCUCCCACUUCCAGAAGAAGUCGCUGGAGAGGCGCUACGUGGACAUGUCGCGCGAGGGCCCCUCGCAGGAUCUGAUCCAGAACAAGGGCCGCGGUCUCGUCGUCCUCCUGCACGGCGUGCCCGGUGUAGGCAAGACGGCGACGGCGGAGGCAGUCGCCAUGGAGUACCAAAAGCCGCUGUUUGUGAUCACCUGCGGCGACCUCGGUCUGUCGCCCAGCGAGGUGGAGUGGUCGCUGAACAACGUGUUCCGGCUCGCGCACCUCUGGGACUGCGUGCUGCUGCUCGACGAAGCCGACGUGUUCCUGUCGCAGCGGUCCAAGGUCGACAUGAAGCGCAACGCGCUCGUCUCCGUCUUCCUGCGGGUGCUGGAGUACUACAACGGGCUGCUCUUCCUGACCACGAACCGCGUCGGCACGAUCGACGAGGCCUUCAAGUCGCGCAUCCACAUGUCGCUGUACUACCCGCCCCUCGACAAGACGCAGACGCGCGAGAUCUUCCGCCUCAACAUCGCGAAGCUGCGGGAGAUCGAGGCGCAGCGGCACGCGAUCACGGGGGAGCCGACGCUGGUGGUCAAGGACAGCGAGAUCAUCGACUUCGCCGGCAAGCACUUCGAGGAGAACGCGCGCUCGACGGGCUGCUGGAACGGCCGCCAGAUCCGCAACGCGUUCCAGAUCGCGUCGAGCCUCGCGCACCACAACUACGCGCACGCUGUCGAGGAGGCGCGCGCGCAUGGUCGCCAGCCCCCCGCGGCGCCGCUGCUCGACCGUGGUCUGUUUGAUAAGGUGCAGAUGUCGACGCAGAGCUUCGAUCGCCAUAUGAAGGACUCGAAGGGGUUCGAUGCGGAUUUGCCGCUGAGGAGCACGUUUUACGAGGAGAAUAAGUUUGAGUGAUUGCUUUUAUAGGGGAGGGUAAUGGUGUUUGAUCAAAGAUGGAUUUAUGAGCUUUUAUAACGACAUGAUUUGGGCAAUUUCCUGCGUGGCACUUAGGUAGCGUUGCUAUAUAGGUAGUUGAACGAUAACAAGAUUGAAG
Hypoxylon fragiforme is the source of this 3330-nucleotide messenger RNA. RefSeq lists its product as uncharacterized. The transcript has a single exon. The record is from RefSeq and is a predicted model, not a curated record. NCBI's taxonomy places the organism in Eukaryota, Fungi, Ascomycota, Sordariomycetes, Xylariales, Hypoxylaceae. Gene Ontology annotation, molecular function: ATP hydrolysis activity; ATP binding. Bases 399 to 3191 code for a protein of 930 amino acids.